CAACCCAACCCCCCCUCGGCCACGACAACCACCACUUCAGCAUCCAUCAUCACCUCUCUCUCUCUCUCUCUCUCUCUCUCUGCGCCAACCCAAUGGCCAUAAUUGGCUCUCUCACUCUUCUUGUAUCAAUGGCUGUUUUUAUUUUCUUUACAGGAACCAUCGUUUCAGCCACCGUCUUCACGCUCCAAAACCGUUGCAGCUACACCGUUUGGCCGGGCACAUUGUCCGGCAACGGAGCAGCUUCCCUCGGCGACGGCGGAUUCGAAUUGGCUCCGGGGGCAACCAUGCAACUCCCGGCGCCACUCGGCUGGUCGGGGCGGUUCUGGGGCCGAACCUGGUGCAACUUCGACAGCGCCGGCAACGGAAACUGCAGCACAGGCGACUGCGGGGGUCUCCAGUGCACCGGCGGCGGCGCUCCGCCCGUGACCCUGGUGGAAUUCACCCUCAACGGCGUCGACAACAAGGAUUUCUAUGACGUCAGCCUCGUCGACGGCUACAAUGUCGGAAUGGGCGUCCGCCCCACCGGGGGCGGUGGCACCGGCGACUGUCAGUACGCAGGCUGCGUGUCCGACGUGAACGGGCUCUGUCCACGGGAGCUCCAAGUGACUGGGUCGGCCGGUGGUGUGAUUGCGUGCAAGAGCGCGUGCACGGCGUUCAACACGCCGGAAUACUGCUGCACCGGGGAGCACUCGACGCCGGCGACUUGUUCGCCGACGCAGUACUCGAUGAUGUUCAAAAACGCGUGCCCAACGGCUUAUAGCUACGCUUACGACGACGCUACAAGUACUUGUACUUGUACCGGGUCGGACUACUUGAUCCAGUUUUGCCCACCCGGAUCCUAGAUGAAGGUGGCUAUUAUUUAUUUACAGUGCCACUAAUUGUCGAAACGAUUAUAAAUAUUUAUUAUUCUUGAAUAAAGUUGGGAUUGGAAAUUGAAGGGUGAUUGAUUCCAUCCAUCCAUCCAUCCAUAUACAAAUGAUGUAUUAUUAUUCAGCUCUUGGUCUUCUUGUACUUCACACGAUAACAUAUAUCCUCUGAAUUUUUUUUAUUGACUCACAUCAUAUGACAAUAAAAUUGAUCAAAUUUCUAUUUUUUCUCUUUUUAUGUGUGAUUAAUUAUUUUUUUUUAUUAUUUUAAUUACAUCAUUAUAUAUAUAUUUUUUUAAAAAAAAAUUAUUUUAACCUUUCUUUUUUAUGUAAUAAUUUAAAAUUAUUAUUAUUUUAACUAGUAUAAAAAAAUAAAUUAAAUUACCUCAUCUUACUUUAUAUUUUUUACAUAUUAAAAUAUAAAAAUUAAAUUAAUUUAAAAAUACAAAUAAUAGUGUAAUCAAAAUAACAAAAACUUUGAGUUAUCAAAAAAAUAUUAAAUUGACUAAAGA
Molecule: messenger RNA, 1378 nt
Organism: Diospyros lotus (date-plum)
Lineage: Eukaryota; Viridiplantae; Streptophyta; Magnoliopsida; Ericales; Ebenaceae
Product: pathogenesis-related protein 5-like
Exons: 2
Coding region: 93-842 (249 amino acids)
Biological process (GO): defense response
Cellular component (GO): extracellular region
Source: RefSeq, a predicted model, not a curated record